UUGUGUUUUCUAGAGAGCAGCGACUACAGCGAGGCAGAGGUUCUCCCAGACUCAUUCCCGUCUGCGCCAGCAGAGCCUCUCCCAGAAUUCCUGCUGGAACCAGAGGACGCUUUCAUAGUAAAGAACCGGCCAGUCCAGCUAAGGUGCAGAGCGUCGCCAGCCACUCAGAUCUACUUCAAAUGUAACGGAGAAUGGGUCAAUCAGAACGAUCAUAUCACCAGAGAGAGCUUGGACCAGAUCACAGGUCUAGUGGUGCGGGAGGUGGAAAUAUCCGUGUCGAGGACUCAGGUGGAGGAGCUGUUUGGGCUGGAAGACUACUGGUGCCAGUGUGUGGCCUGGAGUUCAGCGGGCACCACCAAGAGCAACCGUGCCUACGUUCGCAUUGCAUUCCUGAGGAAAAACUUUGAGCAGGAGCCUCUGGGGAGAGAGGUGCGACUGGAACAGGAGGUUCUGCUGCAGUGUCGGCCCCCAGAAGGCAUGCCCGCUGCAGAGGUGGACUGGCUGAAGAAUGAAGAUGUCAUUGAUCCAUCGCAGGAUUCCAAUUUCCUAAUCACCAUUGAUCAUGACCUGAUCAUCAAACAGGCCAGACUCUCUGACACCGCUAACUACACAUGUGUGGCCCGAAACGUGGUGGCUAAAAGACGCAGCAGCACAGCUACUCUCAUCGUUUAUGUAAGCGGAGGGUGGUCGUCGUGGACCGAAUGGUCAGAGUGUAACGCUCGAUGCGGGCGGGGCUUGCAGCGUCGAACGCGCAGCUGCACAAAUCCUGCCCCACUGAAUGGAGGAGCCUAUUGUGAGGGCCUCUCACAGCAGAGGGUGACAUGCACCACACUGUGUCCAGUGGAUGGAGGCUGGACGGAGUGGUCAAAGUGGUCAGCCUGCGGGACAGAGUGCACUCACUGGCGCAGCCGCGAAUGCCAGGCCCCCCCACCCAAAAAUGGAGGAAAGCACUGCAGUGGCAGUAUGAUGGAGAGCAAAAACUGCACCGAGGGGCUGUGCACGAGAAAUAAAAAGAUCUCUAUUGAACAUACAAGCCAUCCCAUGGCCCCUGGUAUGGGUGUGGCGGUCUACACAGGUCUGGUGGUGGCCUUGCUGCUGAGUGUGGUCAUGGCGCUUUGUAUAGGAGUGCUGGCAUAUCGCCGCCGAUGCCGCCAUCUCCACGGAGACAUCACCGACUCUUCCUCUGCUCUCACCGCUGCAUUCCAUCCUGGAAACUACAAGCCUCCCAGACAGGACAACCCUCACCCGCUUCAUCCAUCAGCUCCUCCAGAUCUGACAGCUACAGCUGGCGCUUUCCGGGGGCCGCUUUUCUGCCUGCCACAGGGGGUCAAUGACAGUCCUCACAAAAUCCCCAUGACCACCUCUCCGUUGCUGGACCCUAUCCCCAGUCUUAAAAUCAAGGUAUACAACUCCUCUACCCUCUCAUCCCUGGAGCUGCCGGCCGACGUGGGCUCGGGCGACGGAGAGAUCCUCAGCCUGAAAACGGUGGGCACGGUGGGGAGAGAGCGAGAGUUUCACAGCCACACUCUGUCCAGAGAGCCAGGCUUGAGCACAAGUGCUACUCUGGGAAAUCUGGGAGGACGCCUUACCAUCCCCAAUACAGGUGUGAGCUUGCUGGUCCCGCCUGGCACAAUCCCCCCGGGGAAGUUCUACGAGAUGUACCUCAUUAUCAACAAGUGGGACAAAACAACGUUACCAUCUGAGGGCAGUCAGACAGUGCUAAGCCCGGUGGUGAGCUGUGGUCCCUCUGGUAUGCUGCUGAAUCGACCUGUGGUCCUUACCUUGCCUCAUUGUGCCCAACUGGAUACACCCACGCCCGACUGGACCCUCACACUCAAGACACAAACACACCAGGGUGCAUGGGAGGAGGUACUGACAGUAGGGGAAGAGACUCUGUCUUCCCCGUGUUAUCUGCAGCUGGAAGAGGAAUGUUGUCAUGUCCUCAUGGAGCAGCUGGGAACAUACGGCCUCGUGGGCCAGUCCUGCCCUCCGCAGCCUGCAUGCAAACGCUUGCAACUGGCUUUGUUUGCCCCCCGAGCACCAUGCCUCUCCCUGGACUACAGCCUCCGCAUCUACUGUAUCCAUGACACCCCACAUGCGCUCAAGGAGGUGCUGGAUUUGGAGAGGAGUCUUGGCGGAAUUUUGCUUGAAGAUCCCAAGCUGCUGCUCUUCAAAGAUAGCUACCACAAUCUCCGCCUGUCCAUCCACGACAUUCCUCACACCUACUGGAGAAGCAAACUUCUGGCCAAGUACCAGGAGAUACCAUUCUAUCACAUUUGGAGUGGCAGUCAGAGACCCCUUCACUGCACCUUCAGCCUGGAGAGGGGCAGCCUGGCUGUGUCCCAGCUCGCCUGCAAGAUCUGUGUCCGGCAGGUGGAGGGAGAGGGACAGAUAUUCCAGCUGCACACAGACAUCCAGGAGACUCUGCCACCACACUCCCCCCUCCCCUCGGGAGGCACCUGCCUGCCUUCCUCCCAAGUGGGACCUUAUGCCUUUCGCCUGCCUGAAUCCAUCCGUCAGAAGAUCUGUGCCAGUUUGGAUGCUCCCAGUGCUCGAGGGUGUGACUGGAGACUGUUGGCUCGCAGCCUGGGCUUUGACAGAUAUUUGAACUACUUUGCUACAAAGCCCAGCCCCACAGGUGUUCUGCUGGACUUAUGGGAAGCAUGUCACCAAGGUGACGCAGACCUGGUCUCUCUGGCAACUGCAUUGGAAGAGAUGGGCAAAAGUGAGGUGCUGGUUGUCAUGACAACAGAUGGGGAUUGUUGAUUGGGCAAGGAACAAAAGAAUGAGCAAGAUUUUUUUUUUUAUUGCCACCUCCGUGAUGAGAAGGAGAACACCUGCCCAUGGAUGUGCACACGUUGACGUGGAUCUUUGACCUACAAAGAAUUUUGGUUGCUUUACAUAUAUUCAUAUUGUUCACCUCACCUCUUUUGCUGACUCAUGAUCAGCCGCUGUAGCUAGAUAUCAACCAUAGCCCAUCCCCAUUAUUGCAAUCCAACAGCUAUCCUGAUUCAGCUUGAAGUCUUCAAAGCAAUGUUGCAACCAGUUUGGGUAUACCGAGGAAUAGAAUUGGUAUCAAGUCGUCUGAAAAAUGUGAUGUCAACUGCCUUCUAGUACUGAAAAUAACAUUAUUCUUGUAUAUUUACGGCAGUGCUUUGGGACAAAUGCGAACAUCCAUGUAUGUGUCACAGGCAAGUGCACAUGACAACGGGGGAUUGGCCAUAUUCCAGUAGCAGCAUGAAAGUGCAUGAUUAAAACCAUCUCACCUCAUGGCAGGGACUUACAUUUCUUGUCAUUCAGUGAAUGACAGGUGGCGCCAUCCUGCCCACGGCCACCCGAGAAAACACACACUGCAACACAGGCGGGCUCCGUGGCCAUUAGUCCACUCUGUGACACACAGAUGAGGAUUGCUUGUCUAACUGCCACGUAAGAAGAUCGAGUCCUAAAGGUUCGAGUCAUAUUGCAUAUGGCCUAAGAAAAGCUGCCUUCUUCUUUGUGGUAGGAGAUUGAAUUGCAAAGUUAGUUUCAGAAUUGGCAGAUAACUCAGCUGACUCUAUAUUGUAUCAACAAAUGCCUCGAAGCCUUGGCAUAUCGCUCUGACUCGUAGGGGUGUUUCUCUUUCAUUUCUCCUUGCAUUCUUCCGUCACGCCGGCACACUCAUAUCUGCUGAGAAUAAACCACAUCAUCCGUUAAUAGUUUCCUUUGGGGAACGCCAUUAAUUUAUUAUCCAUAUUUGUGGAUUACCUUUUUUGUUUGUUUGUUUCAACUGUCAUCAGCACUACGUUAAAAUAGAAGCUGUUUUGUCAUCUUUGCUCAUUUAUGCAACUGACCUGCUUUUCAUAGUUUUUUUUUUAUUCAAGUAAAAUGAGGCGAUGGGAAGAUGAGGUGCACAGCUGAUAUCUCCGUUGUGAAUAACAAAUCCAUGUUUAUGUUGUUCUUUUGUUUUGGGCAUCUAUUGAAAAUGUCAAAUAUAAACUGUAAGACAACAGUAGAAAUGAUCUGGGGGAAUUAACUGAAUGCGUAUUGUGGAAGUAUUUUUGCUUUGCUUUAACUGAAGAGAGUUUCCAAUUAUAACAAUUAAGCUAAAUGAAUAAAUAUAUUUUACUUGAUAUCAGCCGGUCAGCGAGGAAUAAUUGCAGGUAAUUUACCUCAACACAAACAAAAGUGUGUUUCUAAUUUCCUCCCCAUCAUUCAGCUCAUUAUGUAUCCCCGUUUUUUAAAUUGAAACAUAAAGUUGAUCUGCUUUGUGAUCAGAGUCCUCAAGCUGUUGGCAUUAUCCACAUUGCUCUGUCAGUUUUUGUCAGAUGGGAAUUGAAAAUUCUUUCAUGUGUAACAUCAUCAUUCUAUUCAUUCUGUGUUGUUGAGUCUCUUCCUCAAAGCAAAAAAAAGAAGAAAAAAGUGUUCAUAUCUUAAAAUGAUAAAAACCAAAACACCGGCAGUAUCCCUCUUCUCCAGCAGUGAGUCAUGUCACUGCUUUGUCUGAAUGAACUGAGCGCAUGUGUGUGUGCGUGUGUGAAUGAAUGAAUUAAUAGGUGUGUGUGGACAGUUGGGUGUGCAUAUUAUAUAUACAUAUAUACGUGUGUGUGUAUAUAUAUAUUUGCACACAUUUUUAAUAUCUGUCAUUUCUCUCUGUAAGUGCUAUGCAAGUACAAAAGAAAAGUGAAGCUUUUCCAAUUCUUUUGUUUCCUGGAAGAGUAAUUCUAUUUUUUCAGAUCAGGACAUUGACAGGGUUUUCAUUUUGUAUCCCUAAAGUGGUUUAAGAUUGGUUUAACAUUCUUGGAGAUGUUAAUCCAUGUGGGAAUUCUCUAUCAGGACUGGAAGAGUUGGAUCGCCAUCCGAGAAAGCAAUCAAUGUCAAAAACAAAGUGGUGCAGUGGCUUCAGCACAAGUUGAAACUAUAAUUGUGGACUCGUACCUGCAGGUCUUUGCUGUGAAGACAUACCUGAACACAACCGGUUCAGUGCUUUGGAUCCCUGAACACUUCUCUUAAUUCUUGUUACAGAGACUGGCUAGCUUUAGACUUCAGUGUUUGUUCCUUCAGAUUUCUUCAGUGUCUGCUGGAUAUUUUGCCAUAUUGCUGGAUAACUUAUGCUGGAGCUCUACUGGAUUUAAACAUGCUCCCUUUCAAAGAGAUAAACUCAGCCUUUGUUCAAGAAGUCAGACAUUUUUAUGGAAAACUAAAUGGAUUCAGUGACAUUAUUUUCUCUCUGUAAAGUACCAAUUGUAAAUAAAUGUCUAGCCUUCUUACCUGUAACUGAAUAUAAUUUUUAUGCAA
Molecule: messenger RNA, 5274 nt
Organism: Menidia menidia (Atlantic silverside)
Lineage: Eukaryota; Metazoa; Chordata; Actinopteri; Atheriniformes; Atherinopsidae
Source: the annotation of a GenBank genome assembly